CUCUCUCUCUCUCUCUCCCUAGUACUCCUCCCGAGUUCCACAACCAAGAGCCGCUGAAUAAUUAGAACAUUUUUUCUCACUUUAGUUUCUCUCUCUACAUUUUCACACCCACCCCACUUUCCCAGCUUCCGACUACGACUUCUCUCGCCGGCUUCCGAUCGGCGAAUCCAUAUCCUUCGUUUCAAUUUGCUCUUUCUAUACGGACGCUACUCCAUAUUUGUGGUAAACUAUUUAUUACUUUGUGGAAUGUUCAUUGGUUGACAGCUUGCAACCAAUAGAUUUUACUCUUUGUAUGUGAGCAUGGGAUCUGCUUGUUGUGUAGCUGCAAGAGAUAGAACAGUAACACAUGGAUCAACCAGUGAAGUUUUGGAGAGGAAUGUCAGAUAUUCACCAUCAUGGAGCUUCCGGUGGGAUAAUCGAGGGCGAGUAGCAGGGGAAGACGCAUCACUAAAUUGGUCUUCUGAUGGAAUUAGUGGUAAUGAUAGAUUUGAUUUUAAGUCUAGGACAACUGUAGAAACAGUAUAUGCCUCUGAAGAGGGAAGCCCAUUGGAUAGCUUCAGGUCACUUGCAUGGCAGAAGUCACCUACUUCAGAAAGAAAUGGUGGAAGUAUGGCACAACCUUCAUCAGAUCCUUCGACGGCUGUGAACUCUACAGAGGUAAUAGAGUCAACAAGAUUGCCUGCAGUAUCUUAUCGAUCUCCUGCAAAGUUGCCUUCAUCAGUGCCUUCUGUUUCAUCCCUUUCAGCAUCACCUUUGUCAUCGCAAAGUCAGCAGCUUCCUGUGAACUUGACUCCAUCAAGGUUGCCUUGCCACUCUCCUAGACAUCAACUGUUGCGGCAAGUAUCUGAUAGUCGUGUACUGGGAAUCAGGUCCCCCACUUUCUCUAUAUCUGAAGAAGCAUCUUCUAUCAUGCUACCUGGUUGGAGCAAUGAAUCAACUAGAGGCUCUCAUUGCGGAUCGUCAGAUAGUUGGUCUAUUCCUGCCUUUCCUGAAUUCCUACAAACUUCUCGCAGAGAUAGGUGGUCUUUUGAUAGUGAAAGCUUUGGCUUCCUUUGUGACAAAGUAACCAGAUCUAGUGGAAGAACUUCUGGUUCACCCUCUUUAGAUCUCCGGACAUGUGGCAUUUGUGGAAAGCUGCUAACUGAGAAAUCUUCAUGGGGUGGUCGGAAAGUUAUAGAAUCUAAUGAAAUUGCUGUUGUUUCUGUUCUGACAUGUGGACAUGUUUUCCAUGCUGAGUGCUUGGAGAAUAUGACAUUGGAAAUCAACAAGUAUGACCCGGCUUGCCCUGUCUGUACAUUUGGGGAGAAGCAAGUGUUGAAGAUGUCCGAGAAGGGCUUGAAAGCAGAGAUGAAUUCAAAAGCUAGAAAGAGAUACAGGAAUCGAGUUGUUGAUAGUGACUAUAAUGAAAACCUUGCCAUGUUAGAGCACAACCAGAAAAGUAGUGGACAUGUGGGGAGGUGUCCCAAGAUGAGCCCAAGUUCCAGCAUGAAGUUUUCUUCUGGAAAGCCAUUACUGGGACGCCAUUUUUCAUUUGUAUCAAAGGGGACAAGAACCUUGUCCGAGAGUAAUUCUACUCGAAAGAGGGGUUUUUUCUGGACAAGAUCUAGCAAGGAGAAAGCUUCUUCCUGGAAACAAUAGUUAAGCAUAAUAUAUGAGAUAUUCAAUGUGUGAUCUUGCAUUGCUACCUUGGCCGGUAGUUGGAGGCUUGGCAAGAAGUCAAUUGAAGACCUUAAAAAGACAAAGGGAUGACUAAAUUGUUUUGCUGGCAGAUUUAGGUUAGCUUCUUUCUGAAGAUAUAAUGUAAAGAAUUGAAGGGGAAGGAAUAGAGAUGGAAGGGUAUGAAUUCAAUAUAGUAAAAACUAAAAAGGGAAUUUAUAACGCAAGUUAUUUUCUGUCUUUGUACGUUCAAUUUGGUUUUGUUUCAUGUCAAGUGCAUGAAUUAUUUCGAAGGCUUGGUAUGCUUGCUUAUGAUGUGUGGUUGAUACCAAUUAACACGGAUGGUCUAUUGGAAUA
Molecule: messenger RNA, 2013 nt
Organism: Ipomoea triloba (trilobed morning glory)
Lineage: Eukaryota; Viridiplantae; Streptophyta; Magnoliopsida; Solanales; Convolvulaceae
Exons: 5
Coding region: 301-1638 (445 amino acids)
Molecular function (GO): metal ion binding
Source: RefSeq, a predicted model, not a curated record